Molecule: messenger RNA, 2036 nt
Organism: Tuber melanosporum (Perigord truffle)
Lineage: Eukaryota; Fungi; Ascomycota; Pezizomycetes; Pezizales; Tuberaceae
Exons: 4
Coding region: 242-1504 (420 amino acids)
Biological process (GO): protein ubiquitination; negative regulation of gene expression via chromosomal CpG island methylation
Molecular function (GO): ubiquitin protein ligase activity
Source: RefSeq, a predicted model, not a curated record
GUUAUUAUAUCCAUCUUUUGUUUUUUUGUUUUUUUCGUUCCAUCUCAUACCUCAAGCGAGUUCGUGUGAGUCACGAGGAGUCACCUUACGCGUACUGACGCGUCACCUCGCAGGCCACUAAACAAAAAGCCUUACAGAUACAAUAGACUUUGUCUUGAGUUACAGGAACUUCAUCAACGACUAUCAACCAACUCCACCUUCAUCUUCUCCCAUCAAGCUUAUAAACAGGGGGGAAAAAAUCAUGGCUGAACGUCGAAGGAUUGAGACGGUUCGGGAUCUUAGGUUCAAGCGGAUUAUGAAGAAUCAACAUUCUUCCGCAGUAGCUGGCGCUUCCAGUGUUGCGGAGUCCAGUACCGCCCGCAAUACUACUGCUAUCAAACGCGAAGCCCAUGCCGAGUCCGAAGAUAAUAAUUAUGAAGUUGGACCUGGAUUGAGGGAUGAGGCUGCUGCGAGACUUUUACAGCGUCGUAAUAAGCGUAACCCUGUUGUAGCAAGUAAUCGUCUUUCUGAGCAGACUCGCUUCUCUAGCAAUCGUGUUAUAUCCCGUAGUGAUCUUAUCGCUCUUUCUGUCCAUCGAGACACAAUUGCGAGAGUCAUGGACAAGCUUAGCCCUAAUGCAGCAGACUGGCAGUUUGUUAGAGAAGCACUUUACAAACUUCCGUUUGAGAAUGUGGAUCAGAGGAUUGUGCAUUCUUCUGGAGCUAUGAAGCAAUUACUUAGGUUUGAGGAAAAUCGUUUUGAUAUUCCGGAGGAUGUUUCUUUGGACGCUCGGAUGAUUCUUAAGAGAUGGAGGAACGGGGACUACGACCCCCACUUACUUCGCGGAGUUGACCUGAAUCAGACUAUUACACAUGUUAAGGGAAGAGGUGCAAAGAGCGUUAAACGUACUAGGCACUAUAAGCUCGAAGAGGAUUAUAAUUGGAAAAGGGAUGAUAAUGUUGAGGGGAAUCAUGAAUUGUUUGUUGGUGAAUGGUGGCCACUUCAAAUCUGUGCUUUAAGAGAUGGGGCUCAUGGCGAAUUGGAAGCUGGUAUCUCUGGCAACAAUGUCAUCGGUGCGAUCUCCGUUAUUGUCUCAGGUGGUGCUCUUUAUCCGGACCUCGAUGAACUUGAUAGAGUCCUCUACUGCGGUACCAUGGGAAUUGACGCUCCAAUUAAUUACGCAGCCGACCCUGCCGAGGACCGCGAGCCCGGUGACCGUAUUCCGUCUCACAAUACGAAGCUACUUAUGAUUUCCUUCAAGAACGGAACCAAGAUCCGUCUCUUCCGUUCGGCCAAGUCCCAGUCACCAUAUGCGCCCGCUGAAGGACUUCGCUAUGAUGGUCUUUACACCAUCCGAGCCUACGAGUUACUAGAUAAAAAGAACGCUGUCUAUCGUUUCGAAAUGAUUAGAGAGAAAAAUCAGCCGAAAAUUCGUGGCGACCCUGACGACCCUGGUUGUAAGCCUAAUAAAGUCGAACUCGCAAAAUGGCAAGGAAUCAAGAAGACUUUAAAAGGGGAAAGAUAGAUUGACGCUUCUGUUGCUAAGCUGUCCAUUUUUUGCUUUCUUUCAUCCUCCACUUUCAUGAAUCUCCUUUUUCUUUUCCUCUAAAAUGUCUUCUCUCAACCAUUCUUACUUUUGCGAAAUUCUGUUUGAUGAUUUUCCUUGAAAUACUGCUUUAUGAUUACGAAUAACGCACCGAGAUGAUACAUAUUCUUUGGAUCGCCAACUUACAUGUUAGUUACUUGCUACUCGUUUGGCUAAUCAACUACGAGCUUGUUAUAUUAGCCACCCCAUACGCUCAUGUUAGGUGUUGUUCUCACAUUUGCUUUUCUUUCCCGUUUCUUUCUCCUUAUCUUCAGCUUUUUUUCUUCCGAGGUUUUCCUUCUUUUCUUUAAUCGUUACUAUUGUUACUAAUAUCCGGGACCCUGGCAUACGCGGAGGAACAAAGAAAGGAAGUGGUUAGCGAGGAAGGAUAGUUGUCGUUGGAAGGUGGAAGGUGGGAGUCGGUGAGACUUCAUAGUUUAGAAACUAAAUUUUUUUUUUUUUUUUUUUCAAA